GAGGACGAUUCCUCCCACCGGUUGUUUUGGAAACGGCUUCGCAAAGUGAAAGCCUUCCUGCUCAUGCGCAGUACUCACAUCUAGCCCCGUCCAGAGAGCCUUAUGACAGUUGCGCAUGCGCUUUCGUAAGGAGGAACUCCAAAGUCGUCUCGCUGCGGUCCUCCUGGGGAGGCUUUGAGUGAAAUGAGUAGCGGGGCUGCCGGGACCUUAAGCGUCAAUAAAACUGCGGAGUCUCCGGUUUCUGAAAGCGGCAAUAAAAGGAGGGAUUCACUUGGGUCCGCGUCCUCUUGUCCUAUUUUUAAAGAUGUUGGCGAAAUAUAUUCCCGACUUCUGGACCACAGACCAGUUAUUCAAGGAGAAAUUCGUUAUUUCAUCAAAGAAUUUGAAGAAAAAAGGGGUCUCCGAGAAUUGCGGGUUCUUGAAAACUUAAACAACACAAUAUUUGAGGCAAAUGACAAGAUUUUGCCAAAAUGCGAAGAAGUAAUGCAUGGAAAUCUAAAUGAAAUAUUAAAGAGAUUACAGGUAGCCAACCAGAUGUUCCAUACAUUGCAGCAAACAGAACAGGAAGAAAGUCAGCUUCAGACUGAGAAACUAAGAGCUGGUGAAGCCCAACGUAUAGCUGACUGGGAGGAAUUCAUGAAGGAGCAGCACCGCCUGAAAACAAUGGUCAAUGAAGAGCAUACAAAAGCUAUGGAGCAUCUUAAAGAACAAUAUGCAGCUUUGGAGAAGGACCUCCCAAAACAGGCUCUUUAAGAAACUCUCUUCUGGCAUUUUCUGGCAGUUUUCAAGUUUCAGGAUUUCCAGCACAGUAUUAGAAUCUAGAUAAAAAUAACGGGGACCAAAACCAAAAGUGCUAAGUUGCAAUUGAAAUUGGUUCCUUGCACUGAGUGAUUGUUUCAAACACACACACAAAAGGUUUGGUAGCAGCAAUAACAGUAUUGUACUUCAACAAAACCAGGUUAAGUGCACAGUUAAAGUCUAUUUACAAAAUGAAUAAUUAGGUAUGCUUUUUUUUAGUCCUUUCAAUGAGCUCUCCUGUUACUUUCCCUGAAGAAUUCGCUUCAGUUGGAGGCAGGGAGGGGUCAUAAUUAUGUGCAGACAUACAGCAAUGGCCUGACGUGUAGAGUUAAUAACUGUAAAAGGCCACAUAACUUGAGAGUAUAAUAGUCUGAAGUCCAUGAAUGAAUUCUUUAUGUUACUAAGGUUAUCAGGAUAAGUUUUAAAAACCCUGAGAAAGAAGUCAUCAUUGCACUGAAUUUGUUCUGACUAGAGAGAAUGGGAGGGUAUUAGGUUGGCUGUCUUUGAGGUAUGUAUUUAUCCUAUUAGUAUUCCUGUGUGUCAUACAAAAAAAUACUCUCGUAUGUUUAAUGGCCUGAAAAGCUCUGGAAUAGGGUUGUGUAGUUUCAAAGGCAAAAUGCAAUUUGUAGUAUGCAGUGAUGUGCCUAUAAUAUCUUCAGGAUCAUCUCAGACUUUCUCAGGAUCAUGCUGCAGCUGCAAAUGACACUCACAUGAGUCUUAAGAAAAAUCACUGCUUCUUUAACAUGUUUCUUUACAGAUGCUACUUUUGGCUCCACAUGCACUUUGAAGCCUGUGUUGGCUUUGAAUCCUCUGCAGCCUUUCACUGACAAUAUUUAACAUUAUAGGGGGUUGAGCCCUUUUGGUGAACACUGCAAAUGAACAGUGUUCUUGCAGAUCAAAUUGUGUUUUACAAGUAAAUAGUAUUCUGGAGCAUAAUUAAUUUGUGGGUGAACUCCAUGAUUUAAUAUGUAUUAAAUAUCUGCAUACUGUGAGCAAAGUUCAUGAUUUAGUUCUUUGCCAUUUUAUCUGUUUAAAAAAAGCAAUAACAAGGUGAAAGUUGAAAUAAGUUAGGCAAAAGGCAAGAAAAUUGAGUGUUAUUUUAACAGGCAGUCUAUAAAAUAGAGAAAUGUAAAACAAAAUUACGCAUUAUCUGUGUUGCAAUUGCAAUAAGCCAACAAUAGGCUGCUUGUGUGAAUGUAUGGCUUAGUGUCAAGACUAUCCUGACAGUCUGUUGAUAAUGUGAUUAAAGUGAGCAGAGGAGAUGGAAUAA
Messenger RNA from Pantherophis guttatus, 2068 nucleotides. RefSeq names its product biogenesis of lysosomal organelles complex 1 subunit 5 (gene BLOC1S5). The record is from RefSeq and is a predicted model, not a curated record. Lineage: Eukaryota; Metazoa; Chordata; Lepidosauria; Squamata; Colubridae. Gene Ontology annotation, cellular component: transport vesicle; BLOC-1 complex.